Molecule: messenger RNA, 1020 nt
Organism: Psilocybe cubensis
Lineage: Eukaryota; Fungi; Basidiomycota; Agaricomycetes; Agaricales; Agrocybaceae
Exons: 10
Coding region: 1-1020 (339 amino acids)
Biological process (GO): adenylate cyclase-activating G protein-coupled receptor signaling pathway
Cellular component (GO): heterotrimeric G-protein complex
Molecular function (GO): G protein-coupled receptor binding; G-protein beta/gamma-subunit complex binding; GTPase activity
Source: RefSeq, a predicted model, not a curated record
AUGCCAGAGUCUCGUGUAACAACACGACUAUCCCCAGACGACAAUGAUCCCCUUUCCAUUCAUCCUCCCAUCUUCGAGACGAGCGAAGAGCGCGCGGCACGACUUGCAAGCGAGCAACAUGCUAAGGAGGUGUCGGACAAUAUUGACGAGGAGCUGGAGCAGCAGCGCGUGUUAGAGGGCAAGGGGCCUAAACCUAUCAAAAUUCUCCUACUAGGACAGAGCGAAUCUGGCAAAUCUACGACUCUCAAAAAUUUUCAGCUGAUGUAUGAUCCCAAGGCAUUUCGGGAGGAACGCGCUUCUUGGCGCGCCGUGAUUCAACUGAACAUUGUUCAGUCCAUUCGUACCAUCUUGUUGGCUCUGGCAAGGCUAGAAACCGUUCAAAGCCAACACACCUCAAGUUCUUCGAGUCUGAGUCCUAAACGAUCUCAUCCUCUUCUGUCUCCGGAGCUCUUGACUAUCAAAUCGCGAUUACAACCUCUGGCUGAUGUCGAACAGAACCUUGUUCGGCGCCUAACUGGAUCUGGAGAUGGGUCCUCGCAACGCUCUGGCUAUGGUGUAACAUCCGACACUACAUCGACGAAAGGUGCUCUCAAAGAAAUUGCUAUUAACGCGGCUAUACCCUGGAAGAAUGCCUUUAGUAGACUCAGAAAAUCUGAAGAAAGGAGCAGCCAGGAUGAUUCGGAUGGGAUUGACUGGGAAGAUCCUGAUGACCCCUGGCCUAUCCUAAACACUUGCGCCCCCGACAUGAUUGCACUGUGGAAUAAUCCCAAUAUAAAACAGUUAUUGGUGAGGCAAAAUUUAAGAAUAGAGGACCUAUCUGGAUAUUUUUUGGAUUCACUGGAACGCUUGACGGCUCCUCGAUAUGUCCCCACGGAUGACGAUAUUCUCCAUGCUCGGCUAAAAACGCUAGGUGUUAGCGAAUACAUCUUCAAAAUAUCUACCAGUGGCACAGUGAGAGAUUGGAAGGUUUAUGAUGUCGGCGGUCACAGAUCCCAGCGAGGUAUGGCCUUAUCCUGCUAA